GUCAAUGUCAACUGAUCAAAACACUGCUUCAGAAUGGUGCGACAUUCAAGCAGAUGAUGCUGUGGUUCUGAUUUUAAAUCUUAAAACUACAAGACACACGUUGCCUAAAUUCAUCGAGAAAAUGAGAAACCUUAAAGUUCUUAUCAUCACCAAUUAUGGUCUGGGUUUCACUGAAUUGGAAAACCCAGGACUACUUGACUCCCUACGGCAGCUGAGAAGAAUCAGAUUGCAGCGGGUUUCACUUCCUUACCCAUGCAAAAUGAAGAACCUGCACAAGUUAUCUCUUUACAUGUGUGAGGUGCAGAAGGCUUUUGAAAAUAACUCCAUCGAAUUCUCAGAAGCAAUGCCGAAUCUGGCGGAGUUGAACAUUGAUUACUGCAAAGAUUUGGUGAAGUUGCCUGUCGGACUUUGCAAUACAACCACCCUGAAGAAACUCAGCAUCAGUAGUUGCCACAAGUUUAUCGAAAUUCCCCAAGAAAUUGGGAACCUUGAGAACUUGGAAUUACUUAGAAUUAGUCACUGUGUUGAGUUUAAGGAGAUGCCAGAGUCGAUCACAAAUUUGAAGAGUCUAACCUUUCUUGACAUUUCACAUUGCACCAGACUUGGGCAAUUACCGGACAAUAUCGGAGAGCUAAGGAUCCUGAAAAGCCUGUACAUGACGCGUUGUCCAGUAGAAAAAUUGCCGGAUUCGAUCGUCCAUAUGGAACAUUUAGAGUGUGUGAUAUGCGAUGAAGAUACUUAUCCUCAGUGGGAAAGUAUCAAAUCGCUCCGUCGAGGACUAUACGUUAAGAAGGCCGCGGACGUUGAUUUAAAUUGGCUUCUUGAUGAUCCUUCUUCAUCAGGCUUCAACCUUUGAGACUUUGAAUUGCCAGAGUUGUUGUUUCAAUUGAGUGAUGUCCAAAAACAUUGCUUUUACUGCUUUUGGUUUAUUGGCUUCUUGGCUUGCUUGUUUUCUUGGUUGCAGUAGUUUGAACAAAUCACCUGUGCACUAAAUUUGUAUUUGUACAAGAGACUGCUCGUUUAGAGUGUGUGAUAUCUGAAUCCUUUCUUUUAAGGUGCUUAUUACGUUGUAAUGUU
This is a messenger RNA of Neltuma alba, 1077 nucleotides long. Its product is annotated as probable disease resistance protein At5g66900. Gene Ontology annotation, molecular function: protein binding. The transcript has 2 exons. Bases 5 to 856 code for a protein of 283 amino acids. Lineage: Eukaryota; Viridiplantae; Streptophyta; Magnoliopsida; Fabales; Fabaceae. The record is from RefSeq and is a predicted model, not a curated record.